Molecule: messenger RNA, 5100 nt
Organism: Morchella importuna
Lineage: Eukaryota; Fungi; Ascomycota; Pezizomycetes; Pezizales; Morchellaceae
Exons: 4
Coding region: 1-5100 (1699 amino acids)
Cellular component (GO): Swr1 complex
Molecular function (GO): ATP binding; ATP hydrolysis activity; ATP-dependent chromatin remodeler activity
Source: RefSeq, a predicted model, not a curated record
AUGCGCAGCAACUCGCCAAAUCCCCCGGGGGAGUCUGGCUUGCCAGACCUACAUCCUCCCCGGGACCCGUCUACGAAUUCUUCUGACCUUAGUGCUCCUCCCUCUUCGGAGAACGGCCAUACAACGACACCGGACCGGGAGCUGGAGGAGGAGGGUGAGGAUGGAGAGGAUGAGGAGGGAGGUAGCAGCUCAAACGCGGAUAUAAAGAAACCUUCUUACAAGAAACGGAAGCUCGAUAAUUCCCCGCCGUGGAAGAGCGCAACGACUCAGACCCCCACUUCGUUUUUGGACGAGACUGGUAGAAGGAAAUCUGGUCGGACAAACCCAAUCCCGCUGGAAUUUUUGCCUGGACUAGUAAACAAAAUUGGUGAUGUUACGCGUCCGACUAGGUCCUCGAGAAGACAAUCGCAGCAGCACAAGAAAGAUGUAACAUUUACUCCAGCUCCAGGUCCCUCUUCUUCCCGUUCAGGGACUUCACGCGCGCGUCCUACAUCAACAGGUAAACAACCAGCUACUAAUGGCAAACAUCACCCAACAACACCGACUCCUUCAAAAUCUUCAAGCCGGGCAUCGAAAUCAACACCAACAAAAAAAAUCCCAGCCCCAAGAGAAGUAUCAACCAAAAAGACCUCCUCGAAAAGAGGUCCUGCUCAAAAACCAAUUACUACUCCAAAACCAAAACCGAGUCCAGUUCAGGGCACCCGCAAAAGUGCACGAACAGCUUCUAGAACAAUUGAUGAACCUUCAAAAUCCGAAAAUCUCUCUAGCGCAAAACUCAAUGGCUUCUCGGAGUUCAAUUUUGAAUCUGAUGUUGAGUUUGAAGUUCAACCAGAUUUCAAACCUCCAAAAAUCAAAUUAAAAUUUGGAAAGCCAAAACCAGUAAUUACCCAUCCGUUGCACAUUCCGGCUCCGAAAGAAUUCCCUACCUUCGACGACUUUAUCAACCAAGAUGACAUUUCAAACAAUCCCGAAGCUUUGGCUGCUGCUGAAGAAGAAGCCAGAGAGGAGGCUGUGAUCCGAAAUAAGAUUGAAGAAAGUGUGAAGAGUGGAUUGUUGACGGUGGAAAAUUGUUCAUUGAAUCUGCCCGAAAAACAACCGGAGCCACCGCAACAGUAUGCUCAUUACGACCACCUAGUCGCACAUGCGUUGCACUUUCAGAGAUUACUGAUCAGGGAACGGAAAGACCAUGUGGAAAUUAUGAAGAAGCGGAAUGCAAUGGUUAUGGCAGAGAUAAAGAGGAAGAGACCAUUGACAAGGGAGGAAAUCGAGCAGGAGCAGUGGAUUGAGAAUCGGAAAGGGUAUAAGGAACAAAUUGGGCAGUUACGAAGGAAGUGGGAAGAAGUGCUGAAGGAAGUCGAACGCCGAAGACGUGUUCGGGCGGAAGAGGAACAACGAUUAGCCGGAAAGGAGCACCUCAACCAAAUGCUUGAGCACUCAACACAACUACUUGAAGCCCGCCGAGGAGACAGACAAACUUCUGUAGCUACCCAAUCAGGAGGCGAGUCGGAGUUAGGCGAGGAAGAUAAAGAAUUCGGAGAGGAUGAUGAAGACGAUGACGAAGGAGAGGGCGAUAAUGUGUCUGAGAAUCAAGAGAUGGAAUUGGCGGAUGAGGAUAAUAUGUCUACAAGUGAUUCUGAAGAGGAUGACGGUGGGGAUGAUGACGAGAAUCUCACUGUUGAAGAACUGAAGGCUAAAUACGCUGGCGUAACUGAGAAAUCCACAUCUAGGCCUACUACUGGCGGGAAAGGGCUCAUUAGUCUCUUCCCGGAACUCAGUGGAGGGUCGCCUGCAGAUGAUGAAGGCGAAGUAUUGACAAAUGAUACACCAGGAGCUAACCUUGAAGGUCCGGAUAAUGAUGAUCCUUUCGACGAGGAUAUGCAAGAUAUACCGGCGGAUCAUACUCUUGAAAAGAAUCGAGAUGAAAGCUCAGCUACUUUGCCUGAAUUAGAAGAGGUUGACCAAAUCCUAAUGGACGACAGCGAUGAGUCAACUACUAUGGAUUCAGAAGAAGAAUUCGACGAGGGAGAUGAUGAUGAAGAAACUGACGAUGAUGAUUCUGAUGAAGGAUUUGGAACAGGGUUUGGUGGGUUGAUGGGCCUUUAUGGUGAUCUAGUGACCAAGCCGCAAGGAGAGUCUGAAGAUGUGAUGAUGGAAGAUGAGAUUACAGAAGACGUUGUUAUGCAGCCAUCAAUGACCCAAGGUCUCGCCAGUUCUAACGCCCACCCUGAGCGUGAGAAUCUGUCCAACGGUCACCUAGAUACCAUGGACGCAGAGACUGCGACUUCUAUUUCCCAGGCAGACCUAAAAGAAAUUGCUCGCCCGUCAUCGCUCACAUCGCCCGAGGCAUCGCCACAGCCAAAUCUGGAUAUCAGAACACCUAUUCCAUUUCUCCUCCGUGGAACUCUACGUGAAUAUCAGCAUUAUGGAUUGGAUUGGCUGGCAGGGUUGUAUUCAAAUAAAACGAAUGGUAUAUUGGCAGAUGAAAUGGGUCUUGGUAAAACUAUUCAAACAAUCGCACUCCUAGCCCAUCUCGCAUGCGAAAAAGAAGUUUGGGGUCCCCAUCUCAUUGUUGUCCCGACAUCUGUAAUGCUCAACUGGGAGAUGGAGUUCAAGAAAUGGGCCCCCGGCUUCAAAAUUCUUACAUAUUAUGGGACUCGUGAGCAGAGAUUAGAAAAACGCAAGGGGUGGUACGAUGAUAACCUAUGGCAUGUUUGCAUCACGUCUUACCAGCUCGUUCUUCAGGAUCAGGUCACAUUCAAACGUCGGAAUUGGCACUAUUUGAUCCUGGAUGAAGCUCAUAAUAUUAAGAAUUUCAGGUCCCAGCGGUGGCAGACAUUGUUGAAUUUCAAGGCCGAGGCCAGGCUACUUAUCACUGGAACACCGUUGCAAAACAAUCUUAUUGAGCUGUGGUCGCUUCUAUACUUCUUGAUGCCUUCUGGGGCCUCGAGCGCUAUGCCUGCUGGGUUUGCAAACUUGAAGGAGUUCCAGGAGUGGUUCGCACAUCCAGUUGAUCAGCUUAUUGAGGGUGGGAGGGAGGGAAUGGAUGAUGAGGCGAAACGCACGGUUACGAAAUUGCACAGGGUUCUUCGACCGUAUCUACUGCGAAGGUUAAAGGCAGAUGUAGAGAAGCAGAUGCCGGCGAAGUACGAGCAUAUUGUAUAUUGCCGGCUAUCUAAACGACAAAGAUUUCUCUAUGAGGAAUUCAUGUCAAUGGCACAGACCCGGGAAACUUUGGUGUCUGGGAAUUACCUUUCCAUCAUCAAUUGUUUGAUGCAGCUUCGCAAGGUUUGUAAUCAUCCAGAUUUGUUCGAGACCCGACAGAUCGUCACCUCGUUUGCGAUGAAGAGGAGUGUGGUCGCGGACUACGAAACCAAGGAGUUGCUCGUACGGAGAAGAUUACUGAAUGAGAACCCUUUUGAGCCUUUCUUUAGUACUGAUUUCUUGGAGUUUUGUGGACUGGUUCCUGCAAGGAACAACAGUCUUACAACCAAGAAUACUAGCAGGAUUCAAGCACUCUCAGCAACUAAGCUCUUGGAGAAGUAUUACGCGGACAAAGCUACCUUGGUUACGCCGGUUGAACAGGAUCUGUCGACCGUGAGGGGAAACAAUGCAUAUAUGGAGUAUCAAAAAGAGAUGUCGCACCUUGAGAGACUCAAAUCUUGUUUAAGACUCAAUCGCAUCCGAACGCAAUACCGGCCUCUCUAUGCACACGACCUUAUCGAAGCGUGCUCAGAAGACAUAUCAAUAGGUCCUAUUCGACGUCAACCUAAGAGACGAGAACAGACCACAGAGUGGUUUUUGAAUCGUUCCGAGAUUGUUCGUUCCAUGAUUCCUACAAUCGAAGAACGUACAGAGUCGCUGAGCACAAUUAUCGAUAAAUUCGGCUGUGCUACCCCACAUGUCGUUUCGGUGGAUAUGGCGCCGAUAGCGUUGACGCCUAAGGGCGUUGAGGUUGUUCUGAAGGCUCAGGCUGAAGAUCUGUUUCCUUCAGAUCCGUUUCAUAAUUCGCGUAUUCGACAGUCAAUCGCGUUCCCCGAUAAGCGGCUGCUGCAGUACGAUUGUGGCAAGCUACAGAGGCUGGACGGGCUCCUACGGGAGCUACAGGCUGGGGGUCAUCGUGCCUUAAUCUUUACACAAAUGACGAAGGUACUGGAUAUCUUGGAACAAUUUUUGAAUAUUCAUGGUCACCGGUAUCUACGUCUUGAUGGCGCAACAAAGGUAGAACAGCGGCAGAUCUUGACAGACCGCUUCAAUAAUGACCCAAGAAUUCUUGUAUUCAUUCUGUCUACUCGUUCCGGUGGAUUGGGGAUCAACCUGACUGGCGCGGAUACUGUAAUCUUUUACGAUCUUGACUGGAAUCCUGCCAUGGACAAGCAGUGCCAAGAUCGUUGCCAUCGUAUCGGUCAAACCCGCGAUGUCCAUAUCUACAGAUUUGUGUCGGAAUACACAAUCGAAUCUAACAUUCUUCGUAAGUCCAAUCAGAAGCGAAUGUUAGACGACGUCGUUAUCCAAGAGGGUGACUUCACGACUGAUUACUUCAACAAACUCUCAAUCCGCGACAUGCUUGGUGAUGAUGUCAUUAAAGAGCUCAAUGAUGAAACCGCCGAUGCACCUGUAGCUGCAGCAGGAGUCAAUAUGGAGAAAGCCCUUGAAGCGGCUGAGGAUGUCGAAGAUGCAGCUGCUGCAAAGGUUGCGCAGAGGGAGAUUGUUGAUGCUGAUGGGGCUGACUUCGCGGAGAGGCAAACACCGUCUCAGACACCCAAGGAUACAAAUUCCCCGGCGACGACAGUUACGGUGCCUAAAAUCAAGGAAAGGACAAGGGAAAAUACAGGAGAGAAGGAUAUACUCGCCGAGGAACCGCCAACGGAUGAACUAUCUGUUCCUGCUAUGACCCCAGUUGAAUCUGGAGUAGUCGGCGAGGAUUUGAAUAAGGGUCUUGGACACGAUAUCUAUGGUGAAGACUGGGGUAGGGUAGACCGAGAACCGGAAGAGGUUGACGAAUACAUGAUCCGGUACCUAGAAUGGGAAUUAAUCGAUGUGCCGGUUGUGCUUCCAGACAAGAGUAAAAAGAAGAAAAACAAGAAGGGAAAGAAAUUUUAG